GAGGCAAAGGAGAAAGGCCGAAAGAUGUUAAAGAAGUUAAUUGGAUAGGCGAUAGAUUUGUUAUUUUCCGCAACAACAAAACGGGAAGCGGAAUGUUAGGAGCCGAUUUUGAGAAACAGUGCGAGGACCUUGAUGACUUUUAUGCGUCUAUUAACAAAGGCCGAGGCAUAAAGUUAGCCGAUAUUAAAUAUGAUGUCUAUUACGACCAAGAAGGGGGAAAACAAAGGGAGCAAUUAUGGAAAGACCUUUAUAAUUUGCUCUCAAUAACCAAAUCUUUUAAUGGUAUUAGGCAUGUAUUAGCCGACCAAGCCGAGGACAAGGAAAGGCAAAGCGUCCCCGAAACUUUUAUCAGCAAUAGCGA
Messenger RNA from Racocetra persica, 361 nucleotides. Lineage: Eukaryota; Fungi; Glomeromycota; Glomeromycetes; Diversisporales; Gigasporaceae. The record is from the annotation of a GenBank genome assembly.